Molecule: messenger RNA, 1131 nt
Organism: Marchantia polymorpha subsp. ruderalis
Lineage: Eukaryota; Viridiplantae; Streptophyta; Marchantiopsida; Marchantiales; Marchantiaceae
Source: the annotation of a GenBank genome assembly
AAGGACGUCGUGUCGUGUUCAUGCGAGAUCGGUACUCGGCGGCACCACGAGACGAGAGGAAAGGAGUGACGUGAAGCGAGGGCGAUAGUUGCUUCCUUAGGGCGCUUUGGUUUCCUUUUGUUGUUUGGUGCGGAUUCCUCACAGCGCUUUGAACUUCGUCGGAUCCGAGGUGGUCGUCGUCUUUCACUGGCGGUCGUAGUCGUUCAAGUUUUGCAAGUUCUGAAGAACUUGCCGAAUUAGCAAUCGAGGUUCAGGAUGGGAGCAGAAGAUUUUUGGGCAAGCUUGGGGCCGGGAAUUUGCGGCGCUGUGUUUAGUGAACAGGUUUGGGCAAGCCUGGGGCCGGGCAUUGCUGGGGCUGUCUUUGGUGGCGGAUGGUGGUUUUGGGUUGAUGCCGUGGUCUGCAGCGCAAUUACUGUACCGUUUUUGCACUACCUUCCAGGAAUAUUUGCAUCCAUUGCUGCGCUCAUGUUCAACUGCGUCAGGAGAGAAGAUCUCACCGAUUACUCACCGUACGACGAUGGCGAAUCAUGCAGAUCAAAGACUUGGCUCUUUUUCGCAUACGUUGUUUCAUUCGUGUCUUUAGCAGGAUCAGUCGGUAUGCUGCUACAAGAUGCCCAUAUGGAAGGAAAGCCGUCUACGUGGACUGGCGCAGCUGGUGUGAUUCAGUGCACUAACGUCCUUGCCAGCGGUUUAAUAUAUUGGACAUCCAGAUCGGCGAACCAUCAUUGACAUAUGUUCUGUCGUUACUUCGAUCAACCAACUUGAUUUGCUUAUAUCCCCGCAGUAGUUGCAGCUUGUUGUUUGAAAGUUUCCGGUUCUCCGAAACUGUCGGAUCUGUUUAUAUGUAAAAUUUAUACACAAAAACUGAAAGGCCUUUGUGGGAAUUUCAAUCCCAAUGCAGAUUCCUUAGGUUAUCAAUGCGCGUUGUGUAGUGACUAUCACUCCUGCUCAGUCGAACUGUAUUUUGUUCAGUUGUUAGCAUAAGCAUUUGUAAAUCGUUCACAUAGCACUUUUGUUCAAGUUGUCCUCAUCAUUGUAGGUUCAGCUUUUGCAGUUUGUGUAAACGCAAUCUUUCAGUUGUAAAACUUAAAGAUCAAAAGUCGGAAGAAACUCAAGUUUGGUUGUUUAUGC